Messenger RNA from Cherax quadricarinatus, 690 nucleotides. RefSeq names its product large ribosomal subunit protein eL15-like. Gene Ontology annotation, biological process: cytoplasmic translation. Lineage: Eukaryota; Metazoa; Arthropoda; Malacostraca; Decapoda; Parastacidae. Gene Ontology annotation, cellular component: ribosome; cytosolic large ribosomal subunit. The record is from RefSeq and is a predicted model, not a curated record. Gene Ontology annotation, molecular function: RNA binding; structural constituent of ribosome.
AGUCGACGUCGUCGAGGGUCUCGCCCGCUUCAAGAUGGGCGCAUAUAAAUACAUGCAGGAGAUUUACAGGAAGAAGCAGAGUGAUGUUAUGCGCUUCUUAUUGCGUCGUGCCUGGCAGUAUCGGCACUUAAACAAGCUACACCGUGCUCCCAGACCCUCUCGUCCUGAGAAGGCCCGUAGGCUUGGCUACAAGGCUAAAACUGGCUAUGUGAUUUAUCGCAUUCGUGUUCGUCGUGGUGGUCGCAAGCUCCCAGUGCCCAAGGGUGCCACAUAUGGUAAGCCCAAGAGCCAUGGUGUGAAUCAGCUGAAGCCAACCCGCAACUUGCAGUUUCUAGCUGAGGAACGAACUGGGCGAAGACUUGGUGGUCUGUGUGUGCUGAACAGCUACUGGGUUGCCCAAGACUCUACAUUCAAAUAUUUUGAAGUGAUUUUGGUUGACACUCGUCAUAAUUCCAUUCGGAAGGAUGCUUCAAAGAACUGGUUGUGCAAGCCUACACAAAAGCACAGAGAAAUGCGUGGAAAGACUUCGGCAGGCCGCAAGCACCGUGGUCUGGGACGUGGUUACCGCUACUCUCAGACGAAGGGAGGAUCACAUCGUGCUGCCUGGUUGAGGCGCAAUACUUUGUCUUGACGCAGAAAGCGUUAAUUAUUUUGGAUUAUAAGAGAAAUAAAGAAAAAAUCGAAAAAAAA